ACCAGUUGAGCCUGCCCCGCGCCACGGCCCGCUACGUGAUCGCCGCUCCUCGUAUCACUUCGUAAACAACCACUCAAUGAACUGGUGCACUCGGCGUCCGCUAAGCAGUUGCGUCGUGAAAGUAAUAGUGAUGUAAAGUGAAACCGUUUCGCGCCAAACUUAUCAACGUGAUAUAAGGUGACGUUCAAUUUGUUUGUUAUUUAAAAGUAACAUUGCAAUAUCCAUUGAUAUUUCUUGCUCCGGUAAUGCGAGACUUACAAAGACGGCGGCCGACGAGCGACGACGCCUCUAUCGUGUUAUUGUGACAACAAAACGCUUACGUUUGUAUUUACAUUCAUAGUACAACGAAGUAUCUACAUCAAGCUCAACAGGACUUUCACUUAUUGUUAAUCAGUUAAUCAAAGGAGAACGUAUUAGAUUCACCUUGUGUUAUCCACAAUAUUACCUUGAGUUGAGUUGCGUCCGAGCCGCCGUCACUCUCGUAAUUCAUCGUUCAACUUGUUAAUGUCCUCUCGUUACUCAUUGCGAGCAAUAUUUACUGCAAAUUGGCAAUGGGUAUGGGAGGAGCCAUGGAUAGCUGCGGGCGGUGUAUGAAAUUUUCAUUAAUAUGUAUCAACGUUAUUACACUCGUGGGUGGAGCCCUUGCGCUGGGCGUAGGACUAUGGGUGUGGACAUCACGCUCAUUCUCAAGCACUUUAAUGAGCAAUAACAUGUUCAUAGCGUCUGUGGGCGUUAUAGUAGCGAUGGGUGCUGCCAUGAUGCUGCUGUCGUUCCUCGGCUGCUGCGGCGCUGCCAAGGAGGUCAAGUGCAUGCUGCUCACGUACUACAUUUUGGUGUUCAUAAUCUUCGUGGUGAUGUUGGUGGGAGGUAUUCUGCAGUUCGUGUUCCGGGAAAAGGUGUUGACCACACUGGAUCGGGAGAUGUACGCGUCGAUCCCCUACUACGGGGUUAAGCACGAGUACACAAAGGCCUGGGAUGACACGCAGUCGUACUUGCAGUGCUGCGGCGUCAAAAGCUACCGUGACUGGAACGGAAACAUACCGACCAGUUGCUGCCGCGAGAUCUACCCUGGACAGCGCCAGGAAUGCCAGUCGACCCCGAACCCAACGAAUAUGUACAUGGACGGGUGCCUCCACAAAGCCAUAGAGUUCCUGAGGGAAGACGCCGUGUACGUCGGUGCCGCCGCCAUAGUCGUAGCUGUUAUUAUGUUAUUGGCUCUCAUAUUCUCCUGUGGGUUGUUUGUGAAGAUAGAAUGAUGCUGACAGUACAAGAAGAUAAAUAAUGUGACGAAACAUUUGUGUUAAAAUGACUGUGUAUUGAUUAUGAAUGUUUGUGAUAGAUUCUCGCUUCGUAAUACAUAUCCUGUGCAUUCCAAUUUUUCUAAUUUAUUUGGUAAAGUUAUUAUAAAGUGAUAAAAAAUCUGAAACU
This is a messenger RNA of Chilo suppressalis (striped riceborer), 1428 nucleotides long. NCBI's taxonomy places the organism in Eukaryota, Metazoa, Arthropoda, Insecta, Lepidoptera, Crambidae. The record is from the annotation of a GenBank genome assembly.